UCCUGUAGCUUUUUACCUGUGCCUACUCAGCUAUCUCAGGAUCAACUUGAAGCUGAAGAAAGGGCAAGAUCUCAGAGAUCACUGCAGACCUCUCUGGAUUUGUCUGGAAAGGAACCUCCCUCAUAUUGAUACAGGAAAGGCUGGAUUCCACGGUUGCCGGAGGAUUUUGGAGAUGGAGGUGCUUUUUCUGAAAUCCAUGUGGCCCAGUUUACUCUGGAUAUGGGGCAAAAGAAAAAAAAAUCCAAAGAUCUGCCCAUUCAUUUGGAUCAGGAAGGGAAAAUUAAAUAUGACACAAUUGCUGGACAGGGACACUCCAAAGACAAGGUCAUUUAUAGCAAAUAUACUGACCUUGUUCCAAAGGAGGUUAUGAAUCCAGAUGACCCAGAACUGCAAAGGCCUGAUGAAGAGAUGAGUAAAGAAAUAACAGAAAGUACAAGAGCAGCCUUGGAGAAGAUAGUAUCAAGGAAGGUUACUGCGGCCAUGCCAGUUCAUGCAGCUGACAAACUGGCGCCUGCUGCUCAGUAUAACCAGUACACUCCAUCUCAGCAAGGAUAAGCAUUCGAUUCUGGAGUGAAACCGAGGGUGAUUCGCAUGGUAGGAGUGCAGAAAGCCCCAAUGGAGCCUCCAAGAUUCAAGAUUAAUAAGAAAUGUCCUCGGGGACCACCAUCUCCUCCUACAUCUGUAAUGUACUCUUCUUCUGGGAAGAGGACUGUGAAGGAACAGCAGGAGUGGAAAAUCCCUCUUUGUAUUUCCAACUGCAAGAACUCUAAGGGGAUUAUUGUCACACUGUCUCUUAGGACUGUUCCUGGGGAUUGCUCAGGAAGGAAUUGCAGCCUGUGGACAUUCCUUGAAGCUUUAGCUCCUCAUUCCAUUCAGUUUGAAUCUGCUUGGGCACUCACCAACAUUGCUUCUGGAACAUCUGAGCAGACCAAAGCUGUGGUAGACGGAGGUGCUAUCCCAGCAUUCAUCUCUCUCUUGGCAUCUCCCCAUGCUCACAUCAGCGAGCAAGCUGUAUGGGCUCUUGGAAACAUUGCAGGUGAUGGUUCAGUUUUUCGAGACUUAGUUAUCAAACAUGGUGCAAUUGACCCACUGUUGGCACUUCUUGCAGUUCCUGAUCUGUUAUCCUUGGCAUGUGGUUACUUAUGGAAUCUUACCUGGACACUCUCAAACCUUUGUCGAAACAAGAAUCCUGCGCCCCCCUUAGAUGCUGUCGAGCUGAUUCUUCCUACGUUAGUUCGGCUUCUGCACCACAAUGAUCCAGAAGUACUAGCAGAUUCCUGCUGGGCUAUUUCCUACCUGACUGAUGGUCCAAAUGAGCGGAUUGAGAUGGUUGUGAAGAAGGGAGUUGUUCCCCAACUUGUGAAGCUUCUGGGAGCUACUGAAUUGCCCAUUGCAGAUUUUAAGACACAGAAGGAGGCCGCGUGGGCUAUAACCAACUAUACCAGUGGUGGGACUGUUGAACAGAUUGUGUAUCUCGUUCAUUGUGGGAUAAUAGAACCUUUGAUGAACUUCUUGAGUGCAAAAGAUACCAAGGUUAUUCAGGUUAUUCUUGAUGCCAUUUCAAAUAUCUUUCAGGCUGCCGAGAAACUAGGUGAGACAGAAAAACUCAGUAUAAUGAUUGAAGAGUGUGGAGGCUUGGAUAAAAUUGAGGCACUACAGAGCCAUGAAAACGAGUCUUUAUACAAGGCCUCAUUAAACUUAAUUGAGAAGUACUUCUCAGUGGAGGAAGAGGAAGAUCAAAAUGGGGUGCCAGAAACUACCUCUGAAGGCUUCGCCUUCCAAGAUCAGGCCUGGAGGGCUGGCAAAGAUAUGGCUCAGAGUAUCUACAGGCCCAGUAAAAGUCUGGACAAGGACAAGGAUGUGUAUGGUGAUGACCUCGAAACCAGGAUAAAGACCAACAGAUUUGUUCCUGAUAAGGAGUUUUCUGGUACAGACCAUAGACAGAGGGGCCGAGAAGGACCAGUUCAGUUUGAGGAAGAUCGUUUUGGUUUGGACAAGUUUUUGGAAGAAGGAAAACAGCACCAUGGCUCUAAAAGAUGCUCUGAUAGCAGUCACUCCAAGGAACAUGAGCGUGAAGGCAAGAAGCAGAGGAAGCAGUAG
Molecule: messenger RNA, 2100 nt
Organism: Grammomys surdaster
Lineage: Eukaryota; Metazoa; Chordata; Mammalia; Rodentia; Muridae
Product: SNW domain-containing protein 1-like
Biological process (GO): mRNA splicing, via spliceosome
Cellular component (GO): spliceosomal complex
Molecular function (GO): protein binding
Source: RefSeq, a predicted model, not a curated record